Messenger RNA from Aricia agestis (brown argus), 1196 nucleotides. It is a transcript of the gene sturkopf, whose product is annotated as lipid droplet-associated hydrolase. Gene Ontology annotation, molecular function: lipase activity. NCBI's taxonomy places the organism in Eukaryota, Metazoa, Arthropoda, Insecta, Lepidoptera, Lycaenidae. The record is from RefSeq and is a predicted model, not a curated record. Gene Ontology annotation, biological process: lipid storage. Gene Ontology annotation, cellular component: lipid droplet. The transcript is spliced from 2 exons. The coding region runs from base 69 to 986 and encodes 305 amino acids.
CAUAACUUUAAAUUUAUUAAAAAUAAAACAUUACAAUUUGGUUGUAGUUGUAGAAAAUUUGUAGAAAAAUGGAUACAAAAAUAGCAUUAAAAAAAGUUUGUAAGAGUGUAAGUGAAAGAAAUUAUUCCUUACUGACCUCUGGAGAUCUAUCGCAUUUAAAUAAUAAGGAUGUAGUAGUGUGUAUUACCGGAAAUCCAGGGCUAUGUGAAUUUUACACAGAUUUUGCAACAGAGGUUCAUAAACAAACAUCAUUGCCUGUUUGCGUUAUUAAUCACAUAGGUCAUGAAGAAAAUGAGAAUAAUGAGUUAUACAAACUUGAAAGUAAUAAAAAUAUAUUUAACCUUGAGGGGCAGGUGCAUCAAAAAUUUGACUUUAUAACUAACCACAUCGAUAAAAACAGCAAAAUACACUUGGUCGGUCACUCCAUAGGAGCCUGGAUGCUCGUAGAAAUGUUAGAUAGAUAUGGUGAAUUACAUGAAAGGAUAUCAUCAGCGAAUCUUCUGUUUCCGACAAUACAAAAACUGGCUCAAACAAAAAAUGGCAGGUUUAUGAAUAAUUAUGUUAAGAAAUCUUUUAAAAUAAUAAUAUUCUUGUGCACUUUACUACAGUGGUUGCCUAAUGCAUUUACAAAUUUGCUUAUCGGUACAUAUCUCACAUUAAAUUCAUUACCUUGGACUCAUUGUAGUAGCAUUAGACAGCUUCUAAAUCCUUCUGUCCUAGAAAAAGUUUUAUCUCUCGCUUUUGAGGAAAUGGAUACAGUUAAAGAAUUAAAUAAUAUUGGUAUGGAGAAAUUGAAACACUUUUCCAAUGUUAUCUACGGUAGCAAAGAUAACUGGGCGCCAGUUCAGUAUUUAGAUGAGUUAGAGAGAUUUAAACCGGAACUCCAAGUGAAGAUUGUUGAUAUUGAUCAUUCUUUUGUUUUAAAAUCAUCUGAAGCUGUUGCUACUAUGGUAUCAGAUUUCAUUAACAAGAGAAAAAGCAGUUAAUAAUUAAUUUUACAUGUAUGGCCUGAGCUUCUGUUGCUUUUAAAAUAAUGGUUCAAGACAAUAAGGAACAGGAAUGUGCAUUUAUAGUCAAAUAGAUUCCACUGUCUUAUAAAGGGGGUAGGUAUGAUAGUUAUUUAGAAAUAAUUUAUUUAAACUAUGUGUAACAACUAACAGUAGCUAAUAAAAUGUACUUCAAUGCAUUCCAUAACA